Messenger RNA from Lates calcarifer (barramundi perch), 4634 nucleotides. RefSeq names its product dynamin-1. Gene Ontology annotation, molecular function: GTP binding; microtubule binding; GTPase activity. The transcript is spliced from 24 exons. Lineage: Eukaryota; Metazoa; Chordata; Actinopteri; Centropomidae. The record is from RefSeq and is a predicted model, not a curated record. Bases 329 to 2836 code for a protein of 835 amino acids. Gene Ontology annotation, cellular component: membrane; microtubule; cytoplasm.
UGUGUGUGUGUGUGUGUGUGUGUGUUCCGGUGUGAUGCGGACUGGUCCCUCCCUUCAGCGGAGCAGAGGAGGAGGAGGAGGAGCGGGAGCUGAAGGUCACAGCUGGAGGAGCAUCAUCACCAGAACCUUCAUCCACUGAUAUCAGACCGAUAAUCGAUCAGCUGAUCGGAUCCAUCAGCCCCUCGAGGAGCGGGACCGCGCCGUGAGACCGGAGCGACAGACAGAUCAGCUGCAGCAUCACCGCCUGUCUCCCCCCUCGCCUCCAUCACCAGCCUCCACCUGUCUCUCCGCUCCUCCGCCUGUCUGUCUCUCCGCCCGUCUCUCCGCCAUGGGGAACCGGGGGAUGGAGGAGCUCAUCCCGCUGGUGAACCAGCUACAGGACGCCUUCUCCUCCAUCGGCCAGAACGCCAACCUCGACCUGCCGCAGAUCGCGGUGGUAGGCGGGCAGAGCGCCGGGAAGAGCUCGGUGCUGGAGAACUUCGUGGGCAAAGACUUCCUGCCUCGUGGUUCAGGUAUCGUCACUCGGCGCCCCCUGGUGCUGCAGCUUAUCAACUGUCCCACAGAGUAUGCUGAGUUCCUGCACUGCAAAGGAAAGAAGUUCACCGACUUCGAUGAAGUUCGUCAGGAGAUCGAAGCUGAAACUGAUCGAGUGACUGGACACAACAAAGGAAUCAGUCCGGUCCCCAUAAACCUGAGAGUGUACUCCCCCAACGUGUUGAACCUGACUCUGGUGGAUCUUCCUGGGAUGACGAAGGUUCCUGUCGGGGACCAACCUGCCGACAUCGAGCACCAGAUCAGAGACAUGUUGCUUCAGUUCGUCACCAAGGACAACUGCCUCCUAUUGGCUGUUUCUCCGGCCAACUCUGACCUCGCCAACUCCGACGCUCUGAAGAUCGCCAAGGAGGUCGACCCGCAAGGUCUGAGGACGAUCGGUGUGAUCACCAAACUGGACCUGAUGGAUGAAGGAACCGAUGCCAGAGACAUCCUGGAGAACAAGCUGCUGCCGCUCCGCAGAGGUUACAUCGGGGUGGUGAAUCGCAGUCAGAAGGACAUCGACGGGAAGAAAGACAUCACUGCGGCGCUGCAGGCUGAGAGGAAGUUCUUCCUGUCUCACCCAUCGUACCGACACCUGGCCGACCGCAUGGGAACCGCCUACCUGCAGAAAAUCCUCAACCAGCAACUGACCAACCACAUCCGGGACACGCUGCCAGGGUUACGCAGCAAACUGCAGAGCCAGCUGCUGUCCAUCGAGAAGGAGGUGGAGGAGUACAAGAACUUCAGACCGGAUGACCCGAGCCGCAAGACCAAGGCUCUGCUGCAGAUGGUGCAGCAGUUCGCGGUGGACUUUGAGAAGCGGAUCGAAGGAUCUGGAGAUCAGGUCGACACCUAUGAGCUGUCAGGAGGAGCAAAGAUCAACCGGAUCUUCCACGAGCGCUUCCCCUUCGAACUGGUCAAGCUGGAGAGCGAUGAGAAGACUCUUCGUAAAGAAAUCAGCUACGCCAUCAAGAACAUCCAUGGAAUCAGGACGGGUCUGUUCACACCUGACAUGGCAUUUGAGACGAUUGUGAAGCGUCAGAUCGCUCAGAUCAAAGAGCCGUGUCAGAAAUGUGUCGACAUGGUGAUCAGUGAGCUGGUCAACACCGUCAGGCAGUGUACACAGAAGUUGGCUCAGUAUCCAAUGCUCAGAGAGGAGAUGGAGAGAAUCGUCACUCAGCACAUCAGAGACAGAGAGAGUCGCACCAAAGACCAGGUGAUGCUGCUGAUUGACAUUGAGUUGGCCUACAUGAACACAAACCAUGAAGAUUUCAUUGGCUUUGCAAAUGCUCAGCAGAAGAGCAGUCAGAUGAGCAAGAAGAAAGCAGCAGGAAAUCAGGACGAAAUCAUGGUGAUCCGUAAAGGUUGGCUAACCAUCAACAACAUUGGCAUCAUGAAGGGCGGAGCCAAAGAGUACUGGUUUGUCCUGACGGCAGAGACACUGUCGUGGUACAAAGACGAUGAGGAGAAGGAGAAGAAGUACAUGCUGCCUGUGGACAACCUGAAACUGAAAGACAUCGAGAAAAGCUUCAUGUCCAGCAAACACAUCUUCGCUCUGUUCAACACUGAACACAGGAAUGUGUAUAAAGACUACCGUCAGCUGGAGCUGGCCAGUGAGUCUCAGGAGGAGGUGGACAGCUGGAAGGCUUCUUUCCUACGAGCUGGAGUGUACCCUGAACGCAGCGUGGACAAAGAGAAGGUGGAGGUGGAGGAGUCGAGCGGCGACGGGCAGAUCCACAGUCUGGACCCACAGCUGGAGCGACAGGUGGAGAUCGUCAGGAACCUGGUGGACUCGUACCUGUCCAUCAUCCACCGCACCGUCAGAGACCUGAUCCCCAAGACCAUCAUGCACCUGAUGGUCAACAAUACAAAGGAGUUCAUCCAUGCUGACCUGCUCGCUCAGCUGUACUCCUGCGGAGACCAGAACUCCCUGAUGGAGGAGUCCCAGGAACAGGCUCAGCACCGUGAUGAGAUGCUCAGGAUGUACCACGCUCUGCGCACAGGCCUCAGCAUCAUCGGUGACAUCAGCACCUCCACUAUCACCACAGCGAUGCCUCCACCUGUCGACGACUCCUGGCUGCAGGUGACGGGAAUGCCAUCCGGACGCAGGUCUCCCAUGUCCAGUCCGACCCCCCAGCGCCGGGCCCCACCUGGGCCUCCUCGUCCGGCCGGUCGUGCAGCCCCCGGCCCCCCGGGCCGUCCCGCGGUGUCACCUGACCCUGGACCACCGCCCUCUGUCCCCUCUCGGCCAAACAGAGCGCCACCACCUGGAGUCCCCAGAAUCUCUAUCAGUGACCAGUGAGGAGUUCACCAAUGUCGCCCCAGUAAAGGUAGCCCCGCCCAUGGAGAGAGCCCCCAGUCUUCUAUUGAGGGUUAACCUGACCCGAGUGUGUGUUUGUGUCUACUGAACUGUUCUACUGGUCUCUACUGAUGAUGAUGUGUUACUGUGAACUUUACUAGUAAUAAUGAUAAUGAUAUUGAUUAUCCGCACAUUAUGAAUAUAUAGCAAAUGAUCAGCAAAGUACUACUGCAAUAUCGAGUGUAUAAAUAUGUUGUCCAGUUGUCUGCCUGCUGUCAGGAGGGUGAGACAGGCCAGCUGCCUGUCUGUCUGCCUUCACUGUCAUAUAUCACAUCAAAAACAGCAGCGACAGCAUCACGUGAUUAUCAGCUCACAUCAGGUUUAUAACGUACUGUACAAACCUCCAGAGAUGAUGCACAUCUCACUCCUCUCUGGACUUUCAGGCUGGUCUGGGAUCAGACCUGUGCACACAGCUAGCCUGUUAGUUAACUGUAUGCAUACACUACUAGUCUGUUAGCUGUUAGCUUGCUGCAUCAUCUCUUGGAGUUGAGUUGUGUUUUUAUUUGCAGUUUUGUUCCUCAUGUCUCGAGCUAAAGAGAUUUAAUCUUUUCUUUACAGUGUAAAGUUUAUAUAUUGUGUUAAGUUAUGUAUUUAUUGAUCUAUUUAUUGUUUUAUUUAUUAUCUGCAGUUCUUGCCAGUAUGGCAUUUAUCAAUGUUAGCUGUCACCUUGUUAAGAAUAUAUUGGUGUUUCCCUGGUGUUCACUUUCUUUCACUGAAACCAGAGAAUCUACUGUCUUCUACUGUCAUCUGUUCUUUACUACCAUAUGAUUUUAACCAGUUCCAACUGGUUCUGUGUGACACUGUUCAUAUUGGUUCAAUCAGGUUCUAACUCUGACAGGUUCCAGCUGGAUUAAAACCAGAAUCAGUACCACAAACCGACAACAACAAAUACUGACAGUGUGAAGGUUUCAUUGAUUUUACAUUUUAUUUCCGUUUCCUGAGAAGAAUUAAUAGAUAAUAAUAGAAUUUGGAUUGAAGUAAGUGACCAACUGGACUGACCCACUGUAACUAGUUUACAAAUCAACCUGUUAUUAGAACAAAUGAUUUCGAGAACAUGUCAACAGGAAUUAUUAGAAAACAGCAUAACCUCAAGUUGUUAAUUAAAAUCAGUUUUGUUGAAUAAUCACUGUAUAAAAACACCAUUUGUGGCAAUAGAAAUGAAUCCAGUGGUUUGAUAAAUGAGUUGAGGAGAUGGAACUGUUGUAAAUUUAGGUCACAGAGUAUUGAUCCAGACCUUCAGGAGUAUUAAUGUUCAGCAGCUGCUGACUGAACUGAAUCUAAACUAUCUGCUGAUCUAUUUAUUCUACCCGUGUGUUGUUCAUGUUGUGUUGUCUCUAUAGAGUUAGUUGAGCUCUGAGCUACGUUCAACACACCACAUGUUAGCAGAGUGUUUGUGAAGUGUCCUUGUGUUCAGACUAAUGUCAGCAUGGUUGUUUUGAAUGUUCUUUAUUGAUCAGUGAAGUGUUGAACGCAGCGCAGCAAUGGUGAUCGUUCACUCUGUGGUAUUAAUAUUAACGUUUACAGAUUAUAUGAAGAUGAUAAUGUAUCUUAUAUAUGUGAGGAACAUAUACAUAGAUCUAUUAAACUGAAAUAUGCAGCAGCCCACACUGUAGUGUGUGUGUGUGUGUUUGUGUGUGUGUUACAGUGUGUGUAUGUGUGUAGCUGUGUUGUGUAUCUUAGUGUCAUGUGAUAAGGGCCAACACAGACAUGUUGACAUGAAUAAAGUUUGUGUGAAUGAAAA